Centropristis striata (black sea bass) is the source of this 4345-nucleotide messenger RNA. Its product is annotated as rho GTPase-activating protein 42-like. Bases 408 to 3383 code for a protein of 991 amino acids. Gene Ontology annotation, cellular component: cytoplasm. Gene Ontology annotation, biological process: signal transduction. Lineage: Eukaryota; Metazoa; Chordata; Actinopteri; Perciformes; Serranidae. Gene Ontology annotation, molecular function: protein binding; GTPase activator activity. The record is from RefSeq and is a predicted model, not a curated record. The transcript has 24 exons.
GUAUGUAGCCGGAGUUAGCAGCAGUUUUUCUCCUUUGAUUCGUCCAACUUUACGCUCUACUUCUCUCUUUCCGCGACCGGUUGUGUUUUUUGUACCAAGUAACGGAUCACUGAGAAGACAAAGCGACGUUAUACCUCAGCAUUUUGACUUUAAAAGAUGGUAAAAGCAGCCUAGAGCUCGCCGUUCCGCCUAGCUAAAGUCUCUCUGUCAGAGACUCUGCUGUGUCUCAGUGUCCGGAAGUUCUGAGGGGACAAAAGUAAGAAAGGCAUGAAAAAAAGGAGCUGGAAGAAACGUCUGAGCAGUUUUCUCCGAGCAAACUGAAACACCGUUUCUCUCGUGAAUUUAACCGAGGGGACGGUCUUACUUUUUUAGUUAUCUCGUAAUUAGCAUUGUGCAUUAAUUGAUCGAUGGGGCUGCCGACGCUGGAGUUUAGUGAUUCUUUCGUGGACAGUCCGGAGUUCAGAGAGCGGCUGCAGUGCCAUGAGAUAGAGCUGGAGCGCACCAACAGGUUUAUAAAAGACCUCAUCAAAGAUGGAAACAUGCUCGUAUCAGCCCUCAGAAGUCUUUCUCUUGCUGUUCAACGGUUUUCUCAGUCUCUGCAGGACUUUCAGUUUGAAUGUAUUGGAGAUGCUGAGACUGAUGAUGAGAUCAGUAUAGCUCAAUCCUUAAAGGAGUUCUCUCAGCUCUUGAGCACCAUGGAAGAGGAGAGAAAACGACUGAUCCAGAACGCAGAUGACGUGUUGAUCUCACCACUUGAGAGGUUUCGUAAGGAGCAAAUUGGAGCUGUUAAGGAGGGAAAGAAGCAGUUUGACAAGGAGACAGAAAGGUACUACUCUGUCCUGGAGAAACACCUCAGCAUUUCCUCCAAAAAGAAGGAGACACAGCUACACGAGGCUGAUUCACAGAUGAGUAAGGAUAGGCAGGUUUUUUAUGAUGCAUCUCUGCAGUAUGUCUUCAAGAUCCAAGAAGUGCAGGAGAGAAAGAAGUUUGAAUUUGUGGAGCCGUUGUUAGCCUUCCUGCAGGGUUUGUUUACAUUCUACCAUGAGGGCUACGAGCUGGCCACCGAGUUUGAGCCCUACAAGCAGCAGCUUCAGUUCAACCUGCAGAAUGCUCGCAAUAACUUCGAAAGUACGCGUGCCGAGGUUGAGAGGCUGAUGAAGAGGAUCCGGUCUGCAGAAGAAGACUUCAAAGCCCCGAGUUGCUUUACAAUGGAGGGAUAUCUGUACAUACAGGAGAAACGUCCUCUGGGCAGUGUGUGGACCAGAUACUACUGUACUUACGAGAAAACCUCCAAGAUGUUCACCAUGAGCAACACAGAGGCCAGACCAGCCAACAGACAGAACGGAGUGAUUAAUGGUACACCUGAGAUGUUCAAGCUGCGCUCGUGUGUCAGAAGGAAGACAGAUUCAAUCGACAAGCGCUUCUGCUUUGACAUCGAGGUGGUAGAGAGACAUGGCGUCAUUACCCUGCAAGCACUCUCUGAGGCCAACAGGCGGCUGUGGAUGGAGGCAAUGGAUGGAAAAGAACCUAUUUACACUCUGCCCUCUUUGCUCAGUAAAAAGGAGGAGACAUUUCUCAAUGAUGCGGGCUUCAGAUUUGUUAGGAGGUGCAUUGAGCUGGUUGAAACAAGAGGCAUUACUACCCUGGGGCUGUACAGGAUCGGAGGGGUCAACUCCAAAGUGCAGCGGUUGAUGACGAGUGUGUUUGCAUCGACAGCUCCCUCUGACAUGCAGCUGGACGCAGAUGCCUGGGACAACAAGACCAUCACCAGCGGCCUGAAGAAUUAUUUCAGGUGUCUGGCAGAACCCGUGCUGACCUACAGACUACAUAAAGAAUUCAUCAAGGCUGCAAAAUACGAUGAUCAGAAGCACAGAGUGAGAGCGAUUCAUGCUCUUGUGCACAAACUACCUGAAAAAAACAAAACAAUGUUGGAAAUAUUAACCAACCACCUCCUCAAAGUGUCCUCUCACAGUGACCAGAACCUGAUGACUGUGUCCAACCUGGGAAUGAUCUUUGGCCCCACGUUGAUGAGGUCACAGGAGGAGACGGUGGCCGCCAUGAUGAACAUCAAGUUUCAGAACAUUGUGGUGGAGAUUAUCAUUGAAAACCACGACAAGAUCUUUGGUGAGGCCCCAGACCUGUCAGUGCCGUUACCUCAGGCUCCCUCCUCUCGGUCGACUCCUCGGAGGAACAAGGCCAUCUGCCUGUCGUCUGGAAAGAGAAAGGCUCGUCUUUACCCUCCUACUCUCUGCCUGGCAGACAACGACAGUGACACGUUCAGUAGCAGCCCCAGCACGACUCCAAUGGGCAGCCAGGAGUCUCUGUCCUCACACUCCUCUGAGAAGAACGGAUUGUCUCAGACCUCUCCUCCAUCCUCUCCUGCAGCCGAGUCUGGCUCAUCCUCUACAGCACCGGUGUCUCCCCCUGCAGCUUCCUCCUGCUCCCCUUCUCACAACUCCUCAAACGGGAAGGAUCAGAAACAUCCGACAGACAGCACCGCCUCCCCUCACCUUACACCUUCCUCUUCCUGGACUUCCUCCCAGGUCACCCCGGCCCAGCAGACAUCUUCUGUGUCCUCCUCGUUGUCCUCUUUACUCUCCACGGAGAGGACUCUGUCUGUCAAGGGAAACUCUACCGCCUCUUUAUCAUCUGUGAAAGAGUCUAGAUCUCCUUCCAUAGCCUCCUUGUCCACCACUUCCACCCAGAACUUGUCAGUGGAGCGUGCCUCCUCUCUCAGGGAGGGUCGACCUGUUCACAGAGCAUCGUCUGCUUCUUCUCUGAAGAGCACUCAGUCAGUGGAUCAAAGAAAUGCAUCCAGCGCCUCUUCCACUGUCACAGAAUGCAAAGUGACGGACUCAACCUCUCCUUCUCGACAGCUCAGAAAAACGUACAGGACUGCCUCCUCUUCCUCUUCCUCCUCCUCUUCAUUAUUCCCCUACCAGCUUUCCACAUCUUCCUCUCUCACCUCGCUACACAUCUCUGAAGAUUACAAAAGCUGUCAUGGAUCGGUUCAGAGUCUCAUGUCGCUGGACCCACAAGAGGCAACACGCAAACAUAAACCUUUGCACAUCCGCUGUGGCUCCGAUCUGACCACAAAACACUCUGCAGCCACCGCAUCCAGCAAUGGUUACCAGAAGCCAGGAUCAGUAUUAUCAAUCAGAACUCAGCGUGAGAGUUCAGUAUUCUCCUCAGCUUUAGACAUUUGUUCAGGAAGGGAUGCAAAAGCUCUUUACUCCUGUGAGGCAGAGCACAGCCAUGAGCUCAGUUUUCCACAGGGAGCGCUGUUCUCAAAUGUCUACCCGUCUGUGGAACCAGGCUGGCUUCAGGCGACGUACAACGGCAGAACGGGCCUCAUACCUGAAAACUACAUCACAUACAUGUGACAGGCUCGAUGAUGUCAUCACCACAUCACCCAGUAACAUAAUAAAGAUCUAACUUAGGCUUUAGGGAUCCACAGUACAGACAGUAAUACUCUGUGCUGCUGAUCAAAGAUAUAAUAUAUUCAUGAUGUAACUGUGACUCUUAUCAAGGUCAUUCCUGUCAUGCAGCAACUUUUCACCUUUAAAACUUAGAAAAAUAUUAAUUUUUAUAGUUGUUUUUUUUUCUUUUUUUUCUUUUUUAAGGGGGUUGCAUUCUGCAUCUUGUUACUGUAUAUUAGAAUAUAGAGACUAAUAGGGGGGGAAUUUGAAGUUAUUAGCUGAUGAUUGACCAUGACUUUAGCAGGGUAACUUUUUACACAUAAACAGAACUUGUAAUUGUAUUGUAUUAAAUUAAUACAAUAUAUUUUUACAUUUUUUUGUUUGUUAAUAGACUAACAGGGUGACAAAAUAAGUCAAGUAAAUAUUCUGAAGGGGGGGGGGGGGUAUAUGCUCACCAUACUUUACUGCUCAGUUAAACAUGGCCUAUAAUAAAAGAAAAAAAUAUUUUAUGGCUUAUAGUUUUUGUGUAAGUUGAUUGUUUUAUGGUAAAAUCAAGCACAUGUAUCAAAAAAAAAAUCAGUAAAGUUUGUGUUCAUGUGAUGAAGAAGACCAUUUGUUAUUUAUCUUUGACAAGCCUUAACAAUCAUGUCAUGUUGCUGCAUAACAGGAAUGUCCCACCACUGAACUACUGUGGCUGGAUAUUAACGAUGCAUGUACUGUAUGUAUAUCUGACUACUUUAUGUGAACCAUGUUAGCUGUUAUUAACCAGUUUAUAAUUCAGUAGAUGUUAAAAUUUGACUUGUUCUCUGACCUUUCUGACAUUCAUACAUGAGUUGUCACUUAAUCAACGCUAUCAACCCCCCUUUUUUGUGUUUGUAAACUAAACGGAAACAGUAUUUUUUUUCUAUCAAUCCAGGUAAUUUAUG